Cyprinus carpio (common carp) is the source of this 4788-nucleotide messenger RNA. RefSeq names its product cadherin-like and PC-esterase domain-containing protein 1. NCBI's taxonomy places the organism in Eukaryota, Metazoa, Chordata, Actinopteri, Cypriniformes, Cyprinidae. Bases 502 to 3582 code for a protein of 1026 amino acids. The record is from RefSeq and is a predicted model, not a curated record. The transcript is spliced from 21 exons.
UAUGAAAAUGAGCAGCACACGGGGGUCUAGAAGCGCGUAUUGUAAAAGUUGAAGACUUUUAACGCGUAUAUGCGCGUGAGAGACCGAAUGAAACAGUGAGGCGUAUUCAUGAGUUGUCAGCCUCUCGCUCGUCUAGACUGACCGACAGUUAAGACGGACUGUAAAUGACCGCUAACCACGUCCUGUGUGAAAAGGCCUUUAAGUUUAAUAUGUUUGAGAAGCCUCGCCGAACCCACAACAUUCGCAGCGGUUUGGUAAAGGGAGGCAGGCGCUCUCUGACAGCGCGCUCAGCGUGAAGGAGGCGUAUCAUUCCUCUCAGUCAUGAGGUACCUCUGCUCGGGAGUGUUUUUAAUCAUCCGUGGGGCUCAGCAGCUUUAAGAAGAAGAAGGAAGCCUUCAGAGAAACUUUUCACUCUGUUUUGAUACCCGGACCGUUGAAACGAGUCUUCACAACCAGCUCUGGCGCACGUCGAAUUAGUUCAAGCUUUUCCACGAUCAAGUCAUGAAGCGUUUCUCAGAUACACGCGCUUUAACACCGCGCGUCGGAUUCCUGAACUGCGCUUUUAAGCGCUUGUCGCUCCACUGCGCGCCGCGAUCCGGAGGGAUGAUGUGUGGUCCAAACGCACAUUCCCAAUGCUGUGCUUUGACUCUAGCCAGGAACGUUUGUGCAGAAGUGGGAAUGCUUUUCCGUGGGAUCUGGAUGCUCCGCCGGAGGUACUGCACGGGUCCCCUUCUGCUGCUGGGGAUAGCGGUCGGGCUGUUUUACCACACUGUGACUAUGGACCGGGACAGAACUGAGUUCAAGUCCAGUCAACGGGACCAAAUGAACAGAUCUGCGGUGUUUGAUUAUAAACUACUCCUCAAGAACCCAGAGAGACUCCUUUCUCUACUAGAAGCAUCACAGACAGAUUUUGUUUAUCAUUCUCAGCGCAGCUGUGCUGGAAAAGCCAUUAUUCUGACAGGCCAACAUGCUCCGACUGACACUGAGGUCCAGUUGUACAAGAGAGUCCUACAGCAGCAGGGGUAUCGAGUGGAUCAGGCCCGUUACGCAGAGACCAGCGCCUCACUCAGACAGGACAGAAGAGAUGGAAGAGACUGGUCUGUCUUGAUCUGCCUAAAGGGCUCUGAAAAAAGUUGCCUGCGAAAAAUCAACUUCGCCCAUCCACAGCACCAACAAAGGGUUAACAUAAUACCAGCCUUUGCAGGAGUGUUUCUGGACAUGGGCGGAGUCUGCCGGUUUCUGACGGACAGCCAGUUGUCAGGAGUGACAUUACCAAUACGUCCUUCUGCCUGCGCUUUUUCCACAUCUCCACAAGAGGGAACCCCAAAUGCUGCUGAAGAUGAAUGGAGGAGGCCAAUCACAGACAGCCGCUCGGGAGUUCAGAGCAUGAAUGCCACCAUAAACGUAUACGUCUUGGUUACUUCGGCAACACCGCUGACUGCUUUUGUCCACCGCACAGCCUUGGUCAAACCCCACUUGGAUAAAACUAGUUAUGCCACCGAGUUGCAGGUAUUCUUUAGAGAAAGACUGGGUCCUGUUCUCUCUCAUAAGGCCAUUGAGCACAUGAAUCACGUCAUCAGUGGCAUCCUGAAAGCUGCUUUAUUAACCACGAAGGACAGCAGCCCCUCACCCAGGUGUCAGCUGUGUUUUCAAUUAAUGACCUUCUCAUUGCACUAUAACUCUUCUCUUCAUCCGGUAGUGGUGAAGCUUCAGACUGAUCUACACUUUGACGGAAUGAAGGACCCUCACUUUGAUGGACAGAUAGCCAAAGAGUAUAUGCUGGAGGAUGUGCUGAAACUGCUUUUCCCAGCAUGCAGCAGCGAGGGUGUGGAGCCUAGUUUGCUAUUUAGAACAAAGGAAGAGAACCAAAAGUACAGUGACUGUGAAGGGCCAAAAGAUCUGUGUCUGCCUCCAGAUGAGAUGCAUUUAUUGCAACAGUUUAAUCUGCACCUCAAAAGACCAGGACCCUUUCAGCUGCUCUACCCUACAUGUCCUCUUCCUGACGAUCCUCAGCAUGAUCUAAUCCAGACAGAGUCCCUCAGCGCACAGGAUUAUGGAUGGAGACCAGCUCUCGUGGCCCUGCUCCAAGAGCUCAGCCUUUACUACACGAGAAAACAUCAGACUGAAAGCUUGGAUGACCCAAAGAGCCCAGGGGCAUCAGACCCAAGAAAAGGGAGGUGUGUUGAUCCCCACCUGAGGCAGUUGUACACAGACCCUCCAAUGGUGCUGAUGCCAGCGUUUAAUGCAUGGGAGAAGGAAUAUCGAGCUGAGGUUCCGUUUGAUGUGAUCACCAUUCGUAUCCGGCCAGAAGCAGUCAGCCCUCAUUGCCACAUUCACCUGGAUGAACAUCGUGGACCCAGGAUGGCAAACUACCCGGUUGGCCUGGGCAACAGCAGAAUCAACAUUCUGGUGAUGGACGAAUCAGAGGCUGAGCCCAUCGUCAUGACGAUAUACACUCUGUACAUAUACCGCGAAAGCAGGCCCAGUCUGCCAAUGUUUGAUGAGUAUGUGAUGUGCAGCUUCAUGCAGGACUGUGGCCUAGUGGUCAGACCAGAUCAGCUCUGCGGUUUGGAGCCCAUUCCAGGGACGAGAUCUUCAGAAGAGGCCCAGGCCUCACCUCGGCCUUGCCUCUCAGGAGAUGAACCUGGUCGUUGGGUCGUCCCAUGCCUGAGCUGUUCAGACAACAGGACUUGUGAUUGGAGAGAGGUUGCCUGGCAGCCAGACAGCUGUUAUCACCCCUUGCUGGACCAACCUCAGUUGCAAACCUGCAUGAUGGGCCGGAAGGUCCUGUUUAUCGGCGACUCCACCAAUCGAGGGAUGAUGUACUACCUGAUGGAGAGGGUGAACACUACUCUGGAGGACUGGGACAAGGCCCAUGACACCAUCGUCUACCACAACCUAAAUCAGGGCAGAACUAUCGUCAGCUACUCCUACUACCCACAAUUCUGGCUGCCGAAGGCCCAGAGACCCACUUUCCAAAGAGCUCUGCAGCAGCUUCUAGAAAGGUCACGACCCCUGGAGAACUCGCCUCAGACGGUGCUGGUCGCUGGUGGGGUGCAGUGGCUGAACCUGAACCAUUUGAGGACCAUUAAGCAGGUUUUAGAGAGGGAGGGUCUUGAGAAAAUCAUGGUGGUGGUGAAGUCUUUAGGAAUGGGUUUCCAUCUGCCUGUGGAUGGUAUUCGCUCCCUUCCACUGAAUGGAGUGCAAGAACUCUAUAAUGUGAACAAGAAUAUUCUGGAAAGUGCCAAGCAUCUUGGAUAUGAGGUCAUUGACACUCUCAGUAUCACUAUGGGUCGUUAUAGGGAGUUCCUGCAAGGACGAUGUGCCUGCCAUUUCCAUGAGGUCUAUAAGCUUCCCUUUCCAAGCUCUGCUUCCCAACGUAAGCUAAAGAUCUUUAGGGUUGGUGGUGAAAGCAGGAAUCCUGCCAGUGUGCAGACGGGGCCUCAAGAGCACGAGGAACCGUCGUCUCAACCUGACGUGUCCUACCACGUAAAGGGACCAGUGAACGCGGUGUAUUCGGAGAUCCUUCUCAGCAGGAUAUGUGUGAAUCACGCCAUCAACGGGACCAUUCACCAACAGUGACAAAAAGACAAUUAGCGGCUGGUGACGCUAACCUGUGCGUGUUUUUCAGGUGUGUGUGUCUGCGAAUAUGUAUAUGUGUUGAGAAAUCUGUGUAAAAGGGCUAAACUGUGCACACCGAAUGUUCUGAAUCUACUUAACCAUAUGCUGGAUCAAAGUGGUAAAUUGGAGGACAAGUUAGGUAGGUGUCUGUUUGCGCAUAUGUGUUUUUGUGUAGAGCGUUCCAGAUGGAAAAGGGGUGUGAGGGGGGUUCAGUGAGACCUCCUGAAGCCCUGCCAAAAUGACUUUGGCAGCUGCGGCUUAAGGGCAGGCAGUGGCUGCAGUGCGACAUUGUAGAAAAAUAAGAGAGACGGUUGCGCGGACCCUUCAAACAGCCUUGCGAAAGCAUUCCUACAACACUCAUACAACAUUCCCACAAUGCUGCUGCUGCUGAACCACGGGCUAAAAAUGUUCCCAGUAUGUUUCGUGACUGCUGUGGAGUGCCUUUGAUGUCACCCUGCCUCACAUUGCCACUUUUGUGGAAGCUCGGGCGACGUUUUGAAGUCUAGCUUUACACCGCCUUUCUUUCACAUGCCAGGUUUACAAGUAUUUAUGAAGUAUUUUCUAUGCCAAAGGUCUUAUGAAGUAUAUUGUAUGUUAUAGUAUUACUGUCUUAUGUUUCUCAUACAUUUAUUUUUCUACCAGUGUUUUCCAGUGCCUUUUAUAAUAAUCAGUGUAAAAUGUUAUAAAUGCUGUUUACAAAAAAAGAAGAUAUUUAUACUGUUUUGAUGGUAAAUUUUUUUUUUAUUGUUGCUGGGUUUACUCUGAAUUGCUGGAAUGCAUGAUGUUUCAUUUGUCCAUAAUUUACGUUAAACAGGAAGUGGCUUGUGGAGAGAGAAAAUUAGUAGGAAUUAUUUUUUUUAAAUAUCCCAUAAAAUGUAUCUUCCCACCAGUUAUUAAGCUGAGCUCAGAAUGGGCAAAAAACGCAAUUUCCACUUUUACUGAAACAAAUUCACAUGCAACCAAGUGUUGACCUGAAUAUAUUCCGCAGUGCGGGUUAACUCUAUUUUUUAUAUGUCAGAAUUUUAGGGUCAGUGAUUUGGAUGUUUAUGAAGAGCUAUGCCGAGAUAUUCAUCUGUGUCACUUGUGCAUGAAAUGUAUGAUUCCAACAAGCAUGAUGAAUAUCACUUAUACUGAACAAUUAAAAAAGUAUAUUUUCAUAAUUUAAAA